AUGUCAGGCAAAAUAGUGAGGACUGUCAAUGUGGUGCCCUUAGUUAAAGUGAAGAGGGAGAUACGUUCCGAAGAUGAGGAUGAGGACAAGGUGUCGUGCAAGUUAUGCUGCAAGAACUUCGCGAGUGACGUAGCCCUGAGGAACCAUGCGCGGAUGGAGCACAUAGAUGCGUUUGCGACGGGAGACCCAUCCGUUUGGACGAAUGUACUUUCGCCCAAAAGACCGUCAACAGAUGAAGAUGAUCAGAUAAAUGAGAUUGAACAGAAAAAGAGGGAACUCAUCGCCACCAUGGGCCCCACCAACUUAGUUUCCCUGGCAUCGAAAGACGUCAGUUACAUUAUAGUGAAGUCAGAAAACUGCCCCGAGCCUGUUAAGAGGAGAAGGUUGGAUAAGAUGAGUAAAGGAAAGAAAGAGAAACAGACAAAAGUCGCUACACCAAAGAAGGAAAAAGACCCUCCACCCAUAACGGGUCCGUUUGAAUGCCUCCAACCAUCUAACCUGAUAGCGGAUGGAACCUGUCACCAAAUAUUCUUCUCGUGUUGCGAGUAUUCCAUACACUACCGGGACGAGCACACAAGGAGACGCAAAGGAUUAAAAUGUCAAGUCUGCGAGAAACCACUUAACGCUGUAGACGAGAACCAGUCAUUAUACAAUUGUGAGAUUUGCGGAGUUGGCUUCCAAUCUAGCAAAGAGCUAUCAGAUCACAGAUCGGUAGCUCAUGUCAAACUAAAGCCGUUCGAGUGCAUGAUAUGCCAUAAGAGAUUCACACAGCAAGGUGGCCUGCAGCAGCACACUCGAAUGCACACAGGCUACCGUCCCUACUCCUGCGAGGUCUGUUCCAAAACCUUCACCCAGAAGUCGGGACUGGACCAGCACACCAGGACUCACACCAAAGUGAGGCCGUACCGCUGUAUUAUAUGCAGCAAGACUUUUUGCCAGUCGGUCCAUCUGAAACAACACAUGCGGACUCACACCAAUGUGUCCCCCUUCCAGUGCGGGAUAUGCGAAAAGCGUUUUAAACAAAGCAGUCAUCUCAACUAUCAUUUGAAAUAUCAUAACCCGGCAACAAUGACGGAGGAGCAGAAGAAAAAAUAUGUGGAAUUAGUCGGUUUAAUUGGACAAAAUGAAUCUGAGCAGAAUUCCUCUGAACAGAAUUACUCUGAACAGAAUUACUCUGAACAAAACGAAACGGAAACCGUUGAAGAGAUAAUAGAAUGUCAACCAGAGUUUGAACAAUCCUCGCAAAUUCAAGUUGAAGUGGAGACUGAAUAUGUUUUGAAUGAAUGUGAAACUGAAGACAAUGAGACGUGGUGUGUUACGUUGGGAUAA
Molecule: messenger RNA, 1329 nt
Organism: Parnassius mnemosyne (clouded apollo)
Lineage: Eukaryota; Metazoa; Arthropoda; Insecta; Lepidoptera; Papilionidae
Source: the annotation of a GenBank genome assembly